GAGAGAGAGAGAGAGAGAGAGAGAGAGAGAGAGAGAGAGAGAGAGAGAGAGAGAGAGAGAGAGAGAUUCUUCCCGGAGCUUCUAGAAAGAGACGAACAACAGCGCAACAAUGUUAAAAAAAAUCAUAAUGUUACUGUAAAUACGAAAAAGUCAUUAUUUCGAAAUCCCUCUUAUUUAGAGGUAAACAUAUAUUCAUUCUAUAUGUCUACCCGUUCUCGUCCAUAAAGCAGUGACUGUGAUCGUUCUAAAUAUAGAAAGAUUUAGAAUAGAAAAGUAAAAAAAAAAUGUACCUCGCAUGACACAUUGCAUUUGGUAAGUAAUGCAUGGUAGCAGUGUUCUAUCAGGCCACUCCAUUGUAGUUACAGAGAAGGGACCAACCGCAUUACACCAGUCUUCAGGAUGGCAGACGAACUCAAAGUUCAUACCGCCAUGUCGUCUUCACCGUCAGUGACACCGGAGAGUUUGGUGACGGAAGACCAGGUGCGGGAAGCGCUCACGUCAGACAAAGGCGCCGCCGCACAACUCACCGCUUGGAAGAUCGUGGACUUCACCAAGAAGGGCGACAGUUAUGCCUCUGUAGUGACCAGCGUCGAGGUUAAGUAUGAGCUCGACGGCAAGAGCUCACAGGUGGUCUAUGUAGUAAAGAUUAAUUCCAAAAAGGAUUAUGCUAUAGCCUUCCAAAAGGAAUGCAAUUUUUUUCUUGACAUCGCACCUCAGAUAAACUCUGUAUUAAGAGACAUUGGUCACACAGAGAUCAAUGUUCCCAAAUGCUUCCAUGCAAGUCUGGAGGAAGGAAAAGAAGUAAUAUUCCUUGAGGACCUACGAGCUAGAAGCUAUAAAAUGGCUGACCGUAAGCAAGGGUUGGACAAGGCUCACACUAACCUCGUGCUGAGGGAGCUUGCCAGGCUCCACGCCGCCUCCCUGCUGCUGCAGAACAAGACCCCCGACGAGAACCUCGAAGAAAAGUACCCUCUUUUGAAAAUAGACUGGUCAUAUUACAUUAUAAACAGUGAUUCUGUAUUGAAUAUGUUCAAAGAAAGUGCAAAACUCUCUCAAACAAUCACCAAAAAGGUGGAUGGGUAUGAGAGAGUAACUGCCUGGAUAGACACAAUCAUCCCUAACAUGAGGGACAUCUUCUCCGAGCAGACGGAACACGCGAUGCCUAAAGUAGUGUGUCACGGAGACUGCUGGAACAACAACCUUCUCUUCAGGUACAGCGAGACCGGUCACCCCGAGGACGUGAUGCUCCUCGACUUGCAGCUGACAAGCUACGGUAUUCCUGCUGCCGAUCUCAACUACCUCCUUUAUAGUAGCAUGACGGGGAACGUAAGGAAGCCCAACAUUGAAGCCUUCCUAGAUUCCUACUACAUAACUUUCAAGGACGUCAUGGAGGCUGGCGGCAAGACAGUACCAUUCACUAGGGCGCAGCUCCUCAAGGACUUCAGGGACGGGAACCUCGCUGGCUUAGUAUUCGCCAUGAUGUUUGUACCGAUUGUGCUUUUUGAGACUGAAGGUGAAGUAGACACUUCGAAAGAGAAUAAAGAAGAUAUUUUAGAAAUGCUUCGUGAGACAAGAGAAAAGUCAUUUGAAAUGAUAGACACAAAUCCACAUUUAAAGCCAAGAUUAUUGUCUGUUUUCGACGAAAUGUUCGAACUAGGGAUUAUUCCAGAGAGAGAGAGAGAGAGAGAGAGAGAGAGAGAGAGAGAGAGAGAGAGAGAGAGAGAGAGAGAGAGAGAGAGAGAGAGAGAGAGAGAGAGAGAG
Portunus trituberculatus (swimming crab) is the source of this 1761-nucleotide messenger RNA. RefSeq lists its product as uncharacterized. The record is from RefSeq and is a predicted model, not a curated record. The annotation marks the transcript as partial. Lineage: Eukaryota; Metazoa; Arthropoda; Malacostraca; Decapoda; Portunidae. The transcript is spliced from 3 exons.